Nothoprocta perdicaria is the source of this 2784-nucleotide messenger RNA. It is a transcript of the gene ELOA, whose product is annotated as elongin A. Gene Ontology annotation, biological process: transcription elongation by RNA polymerase II. The transcript is spliced from 11 exons. The coding region runs from base 1 to 2343 and encodes 780 amino acids. Gene Ontology annotation, cellular component: elongin complex; nucleus. NCBI's taxonomy places the organism in Eukaryota, Metazoa, Chordata, Aves, Tinamiformes, Tinamidae. The record is from RefSeq and is a predicted model, not a curated record. Gene Ontology annotation, molecular function: protein binding.
AUGGCGGAGUCGGUGCUGGAAGUUGUGGGCAAGCUGCAGGCGCGGCUGGCGGGCAGCUCGGAGCCCAAGAAGCUGCUGAAAAGUCUGAAGAGGCUCUCGGAGUUGCCCAUCACGGUUGACAUCCUCGUGGAGACGGGUGUCGGGAAGACCGUGAACGGCUUACGGAAACACGAGCUCGUUGGAGACUUUGCGAAGAACCUCGUAGCCAGGUGGAAGAAGCUGGUGCCUGUUUCCCAAGAGGUAGACAGAAAUAAUCUAGAUUCUGAAGACCGUGACUAUGAGAGGAGCAGUUCAAGGAAAAGACAACGAGAAGCUUCCCCCAGAGAGGACGAGGAGCCUGACCAGGACUAUUCAGAGCCUUUCCAACCUUCCUGCAGCCAGUCCUAUAGUCCAAAUCAUAGGAAAAAGAAGCCCAAGAGGUGUCCUGGAUCUGAGAGAGCCCAUCAGACUUACGGCUAUAGCAGMCAAGAGGGUAAGAGUUGGGGCAGAUCUUCCCCGGUGCUCUCCUCGGAUCAGGAGUACUCGGACUAUGGACAAGCUGUGUCGCCCGAGGCAAGUGAGAGCCCUCAGGACGUGGACACCGACCCGUACGCCUCCGAGGAGCACGAAGAGCAGGCAGUGUUUCAUCGGAAAGCCAGCAAGGGCCCCAGCCUUCAGGACAAGGUGGGAGGAGGCCGGGAGAGGCACCCUGGCGAAUUCCCCGAGAAAGGGAACCCAAGUCGAAACAAAGAGCACAAGUCUUCUCACAAGGAGAAGCAGCGCCUUGACGGCAGAGGGGAGGACAGACCCUCUGCCUUCAGCCCCGAAAGAUUGCACAAGUCCUCCUUUAAAGAGCAGCUCCAAGAGGCUCCCGUGGCAGGGGGCAGCAGGGAGAAGCAGAGAGUGCCAGAUAGCACCAAGAAGGAGAAGACCCGUGAAAGCGGCACCUCUAAAAAGGAGAAGUUGCACAUGCAGUCGCACUUGGAAGAGUCUUUAGACAACCAUGUUAAGAAGCAAAAACAUCGGGACUCUGAGAAAAGCAAAUUGGAAAAGGCCAAGCUGAGCCUGGAGACUUCAACCACGGAGCGGGAGAAACGGAAAGCUGAGAGCGACUCCUCAAAUAGGAGUAAAGAAAAGGGGGGUUCGGGGAGCUUAAAAACUUCAGAGGGGAAACACAAGGGCUCUGAUGUGGACAAAAAGUCUCUGGGCUCUUCCUCGAGUUUUGGGGAUGGGGAAGUGGAGGAUGAAUUUGAGCAGCCUACAAUGUCCUUUGAGUCUUACCUCAGCUACGACCAGCCCCAGAAAAAGAAAAAGAAAGUGGCCAAACCCACGGUGUCAGCUGGGGAGAAAGACCGAGGGCACAGCAAGCAGAACGGAUCCAAAGCCAGUACCAAGAGCUCGAGCUCGAGUCGAAAGAGCCCUAGCCACAAGCGGACAAGUGAGAAAAAGGCAGAGAAGAGCGUUCCAGAGCYUCCUAAACCGAACAGGAUACUUCUAGACGUGGUGCCAACGCUACCCGACAUCCCACUGCCCCCRAUCCAGGCCAACUACCGCCCUCUUCCCUCCAUCGAGUCCAUCGCCUGCUCGCAGACCAAGAGGAGAGCGGUGUCGUCACCCCUGCAAGAGUCUGAGGCCGGGUUUACCGGCCGCAGGUUGAACUCGAAGAUGCAGGUGUACUCGGGCUCCAAGACCGCCUACCUGCCCAAGAUGAUGUCCCUGUACCAGCAGUGCAUCAGAGUCCUCAGUAACAACAUUGACUCAAUCUAUGAAGUGGGUGGCGUCCCUUUCUCAGUGCUGGAGCCGGUGUUGGAGAAAUGUACCCCAGAGCAGCUGUACCGCAUCGAGGAAUGUAAUUAUACCUUAAUUGAAGACACGGAUCAAUUGUGGCACAAUCACUGUCUCCGAGACUUCAAGAAUGAGAAGCCCCAAGAGUUUGAGUCCUGGCGGGAGAUGUACCUUCGGCUUCACGACGCGCGUGAGCAGCGGCUGCUCAUGCUGGCGCGGAACAUCGGCUCCGCUCACGCCAACAAACCCAAAGGGAGGGUGGCCAAGAUGGCAUUUGUGAACUCUGCAGCRAAGCCCCCUCGGGAUGUACGGCGAAGACAGGAGAAAUUUGGAACGGGAGGACCUCUUCUGCCAGAGAAGACCAAAAUAAAACCAGUCCUCUACACAUCCAGCAAAAGCCAUUCUCGUGUCGGUGAGGAGCAGUCCUACGACGGGCCCAGCACCAGCAGUGCCCAUUCUGCCCCCUCAUCAGGUAGCACCUUCUCCUCCUACGACCCCAGGAAACCGCCAGUGAAGAAAAUUGCACCCAUGAUGGCAAAGACGAUCAAAGCUUUCAAGAACAGGUUCUCUCGAAGAUAAGCUUGCAGCACAGAGCUGAGAAUCCCCCUUGCCGGGGAAGUGGCAGUGAAGGGGGAGAAGGUACCCAAAUGGCCCAGGUCCUUUCCUUGGAACUCUGCAGAGGCUGCAGCUGCUGGGAGAGGUUCAAUCUGCACACGGCRACAGCACAGUAUUUUAUCUCUUAUUCUGGUCCUUUUAUCUGUGUCAAAGCCCCCUCCUCUCCCUCCCCUUCAUUCUUAAAAUCCUGUUUCUGGCCUUGUCUCCUGUCGAAGGAAGGGUGUACAGAAUCUCCAGACAUGAGAAAAUGUGAAGUCUUAGCACCUGCUGAGAGUGGAAGAUUCAGAGACUAUUUACUAUUUAACCUCUUAAUAAAUUAUAAAAUGGUUUUAACUAAUAUUCCCCACCCACUGGUACUAUUUAUGUCGCUCCCAGUGUUCUCCCCCUCGCACCCCGGUACAGAGC